AUGACCCAACUAAACAGCGAGUCUGCUUUCCGUUCGAAACAGCUAGACAGAUUCUUCUACAGGAUCAUCGAAGGAAAGGUGAAACUCGAUGGAUCUCAAGACGGCCGAAAGAUACUAGAGGCCAUCGUGAAUAGGACCGACAGGCCAGAUUGCAUCGAGAGACUAGCUGCGUCUAGUAGUGGCCAACGCGCUCUCCGCACGGCACUGGCAUCCGAGAAGUCAGAGCAAUUCAUCAACACAUACGUCUCAGACCUCGUCCUGUAUCUCGCAGACCCUUCCCUGAAACGGGUUUGCGAUGGCGAGGUCCUUAACCAGGUCAUCUGGGCCAUGGUCGACCCCCCACGAUUCUGGGACUACUUCGUCCAGACCAUCAGAGGUAAGCAGCUGGAGGCACGAUCAUUUGAAGCCUUCGCCUGGCUGCUGCUACAGCUCGUGCUUUUGCCACCUCCCCAAUCGGCGCCUUUCCGGGAGAUCGCCCAGGAGCUGUUGCAGGAUAUCACCAUAGACAAACUCGGCACCCCGACAGCUAGAGAUCUAUUCCAGAAAAUUCGAGCCUUGGUACGACAUUCGUCUCCCGGAGACAACCCCGACCCAACUCGUGGCUCCGGCCCAGGGGGACGCCACGAUAAUGACUUUGUCAACUACCACGACAUUACCGUCCUCCCUACCCGCAACGAGAUGGAGUCUGUCGAGAGGCCUUUCUACCUCCCUUCAUCGGCAGUCUUCGAGUUGGCGAUUGAGGAUCGUGCUUUUUCCCACCUAGACAAUCAAUUUCGUCUUCUCAGGGAGGACAUGUUGUCCAACAUGCGCGAGGAUAUCAACAAUUUGAAGAAGAAGAACAAGAAGUCCAGUCGCCAGUCCGCCAUGCUCAUUAAGGGCGUCACCUUGAAGGGUCUCGACUUGCAAUCGAUGAAUAGAGAGCGUCCGUGUUCUCUCGUGUUCCAAUGCUCGGAGGACAUUUUAAACAUGAAAAACGCUAGCCCAGACAAGAGAAAAAAGAUGUUGAAAAGCAAGCCGGCCCUCUUCCGACACCAGAGUUUUGGAUGCUUACUGAAGGACGACAUCCCUCUGGCGUUCGUACUGCUGGACAGGAAUGAGGACAAACUCGCACUCGACCCCCCUCAACUGUGCCUGCAGAUCAUCGGUACGAGUACGCUCAAAGAUGUCUUCGUAGCCCUCCGAAGCGGCCCGGUAGACUUCAUGUUCGUGUCUACGGCCAUCUUCGCAUACGAGCCGAUACUGGAAAGAUUGCAACGGAAAUCGGACGUUGAGCUCGAGCACGAUAUUCUAGUUCACACAAAGGAUCCCACCUGUUCGACGAUACAACCGCAGAAAAUCAUCUCCUUGCUCAGAGCAUCUCUGGCCCAGGGCACAGACCUCCAACAGGUACUCGGGAUACCCAAAAAGAUUGACCUGGAUCCCUCGCAGGUCAAAGCCUUGAUACAUGGGUUGACAUACCAAACAAGCCAAAUACAAGGGCCACCAGGAACAGGGAAGUCGCUCGUUGGGGCUCUCCUGACUAAGAUUCUUCUCGACAAUACCGACGAGAGGCUGCUUGUAUUGUCCUAUACAAACCACGCUUUGGACCAAUUCGCCGAGGACCUGAUGGACAUCGGAAUCAGCCCGGAUGUCAUUGUCCGGUUGGGCUCCAAAUUUACAAGUAGAACCGAGUCCCUUCUGCUAAGAAACCAGACACUGGACGUCGGGCGCAAGAAAAAAACUCGAUGGGAGCUAAUAAAUUCUCUCAAGAGCGACCUCUCGUCCCUCGUGAAAAAAGUUGAUGAUAGCCUGGAGGCGCACCAGCAACCAAUCUCGAAAGCCCAGCUGCUGAUGCACGCCGAAUUAAACCACCGACACUUUUACGACGCCCUAGAGGUGCCAGAGGCAGAAGAUGGCGAAACCGGCGUUGGGCGAAAGGGUGGUAAGCUCACAAAAGAAUACCUCCUAGAGAACUGGAAAGACGGGAAGGGGCCUGGCGCAUUCGAGAAAGGAAAAAAAAGCGCUCCAAGCGCAGACGUGUGGUCGAUGAAAAAGGAAGAUAGGAUGAAGAAGAUCGACCAGUGGACGGAAGAAAUUCGCGAAGAGAGUAUGGCAGAUCUCGUAAACUCGGUCGCUACAUUCAACAAGACACAGAAGGUGUUGCAGAUCACACGAAAGGAUAAGACGGAGCAGAUUCUCCAGAGCAAGCGCAUAAUCUGCUGCACUACGACAGCUGCGUCGAUGUUCUCUCAGGAAAUCCAAGCUGCCACACCCGGCAUCAUCGUCGUCGAAGAGGCUGGCGAGAUUCUCGAAAGUCAUAUUCUCGCGGCAAUGGGCCCCAAUACGAAGCAUCUCAUCCAGAUAGGAGACCACAAGCAGCUCCGACCCAAAGUCAAUAAUUACAGACUGACUGUGGAAGCCGGUCAUGGAUACGAUCUCAACCGAUCAUUGUUCGAGCGGCUUAUACUUCACGGGAGGCCUCACUGUACCCUCCUCAACCAGCACAGAAUGAGGCCAGAGAUAUCAUCUCUAAUACGACAUAACUAUCCUGACCUGGAAGACGCCAAAGGAACAAAAGACCGGCCGCACCUUUCGGGGUUCCAGAGCGACCUAGUGUUCUUCAACCACAACCAUCUCGAAGAGAGGAACAGUGUUCUGACGGAUAAGCUUGAUCACGGUGCCACUUCGAGCAAGCAGAACAUUUUCGAGGUGGAAAUGGUUUUGAAGUGCGUUCGAUAUUUAGGACAGCAGAAUUACAAAACCACAGACAUAGUGAUUUUGACUCCCUACCUGGGCCAACUGUCGUUGCUUCGAAAGUUCCUUAGUAAAGACCAUGACCCAAUUCUGAACGACUUAGAUUCCCACGAUCUUGUCGAGGCUGGAGUCAUUCCAGCGGCAAGCGCAGAAGUCAACAAGCGGCCCAUCCGCCUUUCUACCAUCGACAAUUACCAGGGCGAGGAAAGUGACAUCGUCGUGGCCUCCUUAACUCGCAGCAACGACGAGGGGGAUAUCGGAUUCAUGGCCCAGCCCGAACGUCUGAACGUGCUCAUUUCCAGAGCCAGAAAUGCAUUAAUCAUGAUUGGCAAUGCGAAGACCUUCAUGAACGCCAAGAAAGGACGCGAGGAAUGGGUCCAGCUGUUUGAGUCUCUGAAAGCGAAAGGAAAUAUCCAUGACGGAUUGCCACUGAAAUGCGAGAAGCACCCCGAUACGACAUGCAUCGUUCGCUGCGCCGACGAUUUCGAUAUUCACUGCCCAGACGGGGGAUGCGCGCGGCCGUGCAACCACUCGUCCAUGCCCUGUAGCGCCGUAACGAUUGACAAGUGCCCCCAAAACCACAAGCGAUCCUGGCUGUGCUCGCAGAAGAACCCGCCCCCUUGUCAAGAGUGUCGAAGGGAGAAAGAAGCCCUGGAGCAAAGAGCCCGCUGGGAGAAGCAACUGGAGGACGAGAGGCAGGCCAAGCAAUUCGCUUACGCUAAAAAGCUCAAAGAUAUCCAAGAUAGAAUCGAGAUAGAGAACAAACUCGCCAAAGACCGCCUGGAGGAGAUGGUGAGACAGCAAACGCUGAAUCGGCAUAUCCUCGAGCUUGAACAGCUGAAGAAGGAAAACCAGAAGCCAAUCCAGCAGCAGCUCGAGAAACCGAAGCACACUCCCGUCAAACCCGAUACAGCCAAGUCUACCAGAAACCCUAUCCAGAGCCCCCGAGGUGGAUCUUCGCCUCCUGUCUCUCUUCAGUCACAGCCUGCGGGCACGCCGAGCACACCCUCUCAGGCCACGCCAGCCCAGAGCACGCCAGCCCAGGGCACACCGACACAGGGCACGCCGACACAGGGUACGCCGACACAGGGCACGCAAGCCAAGAAGGACACGGAAAACUGUGAUGCGUCUGACACUGAGUCGGAAGCGGGGAGCCGGGUGCUUACACCUGCGGAGCCGUCAUCCGCUGAAGACGACUGGCAGUACCAGAAAAAUUACGAGAAUGCUGUUAAUAAAGCUCUCGAUUCCCUCAUGGCGAUGAUCGGGCUAGAGAGCGUGAAGCAGAAGUUCCUGGAGAUAAAGGCAAAGGUUGACACCACUCUCCGCCAAGGGGUGGAUCUAAAAGACGAGAGAUUCGGAGCGGCCUUGCUGGGAAAUCCUGGGACGGGGAAGACGACGGUUGCCCGGCUAUACGCCCAGUUUCUGUCUUCGGUCGGCGCAAUCCCUGGGUCCCAUUUCGAGGAGACUACCGGAUCUCGCUUGGCAAACGACGGCAUACAGGGCUGUAAGGCAAUGAUAGACAAGAUCAUUUCGAAGGGGGGCGGUGUCUUCUUUCUGGACGAGGCGUACCAGAUCGUGUCUGGAAGCUCCCUCGGCGGCUCCUCGGUGCUAGAUUUUCUCCUUGCCGAGAUCGAAAAUCUCACUGGAAAAGUUGUCUUCGUCUUCGCAGGUUACCGAAAGCAGAUGGAGAGCUUUUUCAUGCACAACCCAGGCAUUCCAAGCCGUAUUCCCAUCCGCCUUGACUUCGAGGAUUAUAGAAACGAGGAGCUUCUCCGGAUCCUGAACUACAAGUUAAAUAAGAAGUACACUGGUCGCAUGAAAGUUGAAGGCGGGGAUACGGGGCUUUACAUGAGAAUUGUGGCACGCCGCAUCGGCCGUAGUCAGGGCAGAGAAGGGUUUGGGAAUGCCCGGGAGGUGGAGAACGUGCUUUCAAUCCUCCUGGCAAGGAUGUCAACACGACUCCGUCAGGAGAAGCGACAAGGAAAAAACCCGGACCAUUUCUUGCUCAAGAAGAUUGACCUCAUAGGGCCAGAGCCCAGCACAGAGUUCUCCGCAAACGAAGACUGGAAGAAGCUCCAGAGUAUGAUCGGUUUGAAGUCGGUCAAACAGUCUAUCAUGGUUUUGGUAAAUCGCCUCCAGACAAAUUACGAACGAGAGCUCAAGGAGGAACCGCCAAUAGAGUGUUCUCUUAACAAGGUAUUCUUCGGAAAUCCCGGGACUGGCAAGACAACAGUUGCCAAGCACUACGGCAAAAUAUUGAAAGCCUUAGGUCUCCUCAGCGACGGCGAAGUGGUCAUAAAGAACCCGGCCGAUUUUGUCGGCGGCCAUCUGGGCCAAUCCGAGAAGAACACGAAGGCCAUCCUAGAGUCGACCAAAGGCAAGGUCCUCAUCAUCGACGAAGCCUACAUGCUCGCUGCGGGUGGUGCGGGUACGGGCGCUGGCGCUGGCGGCUUCCAAGAUCCUUACAAAGCGGCCGUCGUCGAUACGAUCGUGGCCGAGGUUCAAAGCACUGCACUUGAGGACAGAUGCGUUCUACUGCUGGGAUACAAGGAGCAGAUGGAAGACAUGUUCCAGAAAGUCAAUCCAGGUCUGUCGAGACGGUUCCCGAUGGCAUCCGGCUUCAGCUUCGACGAUUAUGACGACAACGAACUCCGGCAAAUACUCGAGCUGAAGCUUAAACAGCAAGCUUUCAGAGCCGGCGAAGCAGCGAAGAAGGUCGUCAUCGACGUCUUGCGACGCGCCCGCAUCAGACCCAACUUCGGCAAUGCGGGCGAGGUUGACAUCAUCCUCGACCAAGCCAAGGAGCGCCAGCAGAAGCGUCUAUCGGAAUCGCAGGGGAUCAAUAAGACUAACGUGUUCCUCCCAGAGGACAUCGAUCCCAACUUCGACCGAAGCGAGCGCGCCACCACUGACAUACGCAUGCUCUUCCAAGGUGUAAUCGGCUGCGACGAGAUCGCCGAGCAAUUAGAGGGGUAUCAACAAGUAGUUAAGAACAUGAAAGCCAUGGAUAUGGAACCACGUUCGCAAAUUCCCUUUGGGUUUCUCUUUCGUGGGCCGCCCGGAACCGGCAAAACCACAACGGCUAGGAAGAUGGGGAAGAUAUAUUACGAUAUGGGCUUCCUCAGCGAGGCUACGGUUGUCGAGUGCUCCGCAACGGACUUAAUCGGCCAGUUCAUCGGCCAUACCGGACCAAAGGUUCAGAAGAAGUUCACCGAAGCCGCCGGAAGAGUUCUCUUCAUCGAUGAGGCAUACAGACUUGCCGAGGGCCACUUCGCAAAGGAGGCAAUGGAUGAGAUCGUAGACUGCAUGACUAAAGAGAAAUUCCAUAACAACUUGGUUGUUAUCCUUGCUGGCUAUGACGACGACAUUAACCGACUGAUGAACCAGAACCCCGGACUGACUAGCAGGUUCCCCGAGACCAUAUCCUUCCCGAACCUCUUAUCGCACCACUGCCGAGACCUCCUGCUCCAGUGCCUGCGGGCGAAAAAGCUCGACACGAGCGACCUCGAGGCCUCGCCCACGUUUGAUAGCGAGCUUCUAAGCCUUUUCAGCACGCUUACGCGGACUAAGUCCUGGGCCAACGCCCGCGACGUUCAGACGCUCGCCAAGUCCGUGUUCUCGCGGAUUAUGAAGUCGAAGGAGCCCAACCCGGACCGCAAGGUGUCUGAGGACCUCGUCAUCGACGUAGUCGAGGCCAUGAUCCGCGAACGCUCCGAGCGCGGGAGCGCGCCCCCGGCUCGCCCCAUGUUUUCGCAGCAUCCGCCCCCCGAGCCGAAAGCUGCGACGCAGGAGCCGCCGCGCGUCAAGACGAGCACCUCGACCUCGACCUCGACGGCCCCACCGCCUCAAGGCCGAAAAGUCGAAGAACCGAAGGAGGAGGAGCAGCCGCAGCCACCGGCGGAGGAUGACGACAGCGGCCGCGACGCCGGCGUCUCGGACGAGGUGUGGGCGCAGCUGAAGCGCGACAAGGCGGCGUUCGAGGCGUGGCAGAAGGAGGCGGCGGCGUCGGCGCAGCGCGUGGCCGAGGCGGAGCGCGAGAUGAAGGCGCACGAGGAAGCGCUGCGGCGGGAGGCGGCGGCGGAGCAGCGGCGGGCGGCGGAGGAGAAGCGGCGGGCGGAGGCGGAGCAGGAGGCGCUGCGGCGGCAGGCGGAGCAGGAGCAGCAGCGGGCGCAGGACGAGCAGCAGCGCGCGGAGGCGGCGCUGGCGGCGCGGCGGCGGCAGGCGGAGCUGGAGCGGCGGCGGAUGGCGGAGGACAAGUUGCGCGCGGAGGCCGAGGCGCGGCACCGCCAGAAGCUGCUCGCGCUGGAGGAGGCGCGCGUGAGGCGCGAGCUCGAGGAGCGCGCCCGCCGCGCCCACGAGGAGCGCGCACGCCGCGAGGCCGCCAUCCAGACCAAGCUCCGGCAGAUCGGCUGCUGCCCCGUCGGCUACGCCUGGAUACCCCAGCCCGGCGGGUAUCGCUGCGCCGGCGGCUCGCACUUCGUGACGACUGCGCAGCUGGGGAUGUGA
Durotheca rogersii is the source of this 7239-nucleotide messenger RNA. RefSeq names its product P-loop containing nucleoside triphosphate hydrolase protein. The record is from RefSeq and is a predicted model, not a curated record. The transcript has 8 exons. Gene Ontology annotation, molecular function: helicase activity; ATP hydrolysis activity; ATP binding. Lineage: Eukaryota; Fungi; Ascomycota; Sordariomycetes; Xylariales; Xylariaceae. Bases 1 to 7239 code for a protein of 2412 amino acids.